Bacillus rossius redtenbacheri is the source of this 3924-nucleotide messenger RNA. RefSeq lists its product as uncharacterized. Bases 9 to 680 code for a protein of 223 amino acids. The transcript is spliced from 4 exons. Gene Ontology annotation, biological process: septate junction assembly; regulation of tube size, open tracheal system. The record is from RefSeq and is a predicted model, not a curated record. Gene Ontology annotation, cellular component: septate junction; membrane. Lineage: Eukaryota; Metazoa; Arthropoda; Insecta; Phasmatodea; Bacillidae.
CAAUAAGUAUGGGGAAAACUAAAACUGGAUUAACUGCUACUACUUUUACAGUAUUAGCAUUCGUGCUUAUUUUUAUAGCGUUUGUGACACCUUACUGGUUGGAAACUGAUGGGCAGCUAGAGCGUCCUAAAUUUAUAAGAAUAGGGCUGUGGCAGGUGUGUUUCCGAAACUUCGAAGACACGCACCACUGGUAUGACACUAAAUUCACUGCUUGCUGGUGGGUGUUUGAAGAGGAGUUCUACAUCAUUCGGGAUCUGCUGUUGCCAGGUUUCUUUGUGGCGACGCAGUUCUUCUUCACGAUGACCUUCACACUGAUGUUGGUUGCCAGUUUCUUGACAGCGCUUUAUCUGUGCUGCAGUCGUCACCACGAUAGGUUCGUCUUGCUGCUGUGGGUGAUCGGCGGUGACCUGCUGAUUGCCGCGGGAUCCGGCACCAUCGCCGUCGUGGUUUUCGGCGCCAUGGGCGACGGUCGCGUCUGGAUGCCCAACUGGGAGCACAACGACCUGUCGUGGUCGUACGCCCUGGCGGUGCUGGGAGUGAUGCUGCUGUACGCGGGAGGCAUCCUGUUUGUGGUGGAGGGGCGUAGGCACCGGGCCAGGCAGCGCAAGGCUCAGCAGCAGCUAGCCCCGCAUCACUCCGCCUACGCCAUGGAGCAGCGCAAGGGCCACACUGUCAUAUGAGCGCGUCCGCGGCCGCCCCGAGCGACGUUCUUCCCAUCCCUCCCGCGGUUGUCGUCAUAUGUUUCAUUUGCGAUGCAUGACAAUAUGAGUAACAUUUAGUUUGUUAGCAAGAGGAACUUAGUGUUGCAACACUGUUUAUUAAGGCAGCCCCAUUGGCUGUUGUGGAGAUACAUAUAUUUUAUCAGCAUAAUAAGUUAAAAACGCACAUUAAUGGUGGGUUUGUGUCGUUUGAAUGCUUAUCAUUGUAGCUAAGUCAAGUGAAUCUGUUUUUAUUAGUAGCUAGUUAAACUGUUUAGCUAUUGUAAGCAGGAAGGAAGCAUGGCCAUAAAAUUAAAAUUGUCUUUCACAAAAGGCACUGUGAAGCAGAAAAGGGAUUGGAAGAUUUUUCAAUAUUUCAGACAGAUUUUGAUAGUUCAUAUGUAACUCAAGAGAAUUCUUCUAUAACUUAAGUCUAUGCACAAAUUAUAUUAUUUUCAUAUUUAUGUCUUCCUAAUUUAUAGCAAUAAGUAAAAACAGUGGAAAAUAGAGUUAAUAAUUCCUGCUGGUAGCAUUUAUAUUUUAUCUAUUAGAUUAAUAUAAUAAUAAGUGUUGCAUGAUAUUAAAACAAUGCAAAAUUAAAAUAGUUGAAAAGUGUUUCAUUGCAUUUGAGAAGCCUACUAAUUAGAAAAAAAAAAAAGCUUUAAUUAAGAUAAUAUUUUUUGAUAGUAAGAAAGGUGUUAUCACUUAUAAACCAUGAAAUAAGUAUUGGACAUCAGGAUUUUUCGAAUCAUAAGACCCUAUCACUUUGCCUCACAUGCACCCAUACACCAUGCUAAGCUAGUCUCCUCGUGCAUAUUUCUGCUUUUCAAAACAGCUUUGUUGAUAAUACUACUCGUUCUGCAUCACUUGGACACUUCAUUGCUGGGCCACUGGAAGGGGCUAAUUGACUUCUGUUAGUACCUGGGUAUAAGUGGAGAUAAGCAAACACCAAAGAUGUCACCUAUCCCAGCGUGCCGUUCAGCAUACUGCUGUCAUUGUUACUGUUUUUUAUCAUUAAAACACGUGACAUCAGACCUCAGUGCAGAGCUUCGUAAGAAACCAUGCAAUUUGAAAACUGCUCGAGAUAUCCGAGUGGUAUCUGUGUCAUAAAAGCAUUUAAGAUUGUGCUGAGGGCAGAUGAUCAGUUUUGUUUCUGUAUUUUGUUUUUCAACUGUACUUUCAGAUGUGUGAAAAUGGUUAAAACACGUGGUUUCAGGAUAAGUUUUUAGAGACAAUAUGCCUGGUGCAAAUUCUUGAAAGCAUUAAAAGGACUUUCAUUAUAUCUUUAUCUUCAUUUCUCCACUAUCUAAUGUUAUGACUACCACUCAGAUCUCGUAGUUUCUGUAUGCACGACGAUAAGACUGCACAUCAGUUCAGAGCCUCGAGCAUAUAGGUGAUACAGUACUAGAAACACUAGCAAGUGUCGUACAUAUAAUCCCGCCUCACCAUGAAAAAUUAACCCCUUUAACUUGAGAGGUUUUGCCUCCGUCAUCUGUCUGUGUAUCGACAACCAACGUUUCUUUUUUUACUUCCAAAGCUGCACUUCAGUAUUUCAAUGUUGAAAGUUCUGUCUCUUUUAAUUUACGCUUGUAUCUUUGAUACGAAUUUCCGCUGUCUUCAGCAACCGGUUUUAGUGUUUUACUUUAUAUUUUUAUACAUUAGUAUAUUAGUUUCUACAGGAACUGUUACAUCUCAUUAUUGAUCUGAUAUUACUUCUUGCAUGUAUUUUGCUGUGCAAUUUUGUAAUUGUGUGUUAAUUCAAUGUAUGUUAUGUUUUAGUGUUAUUUAGACAGUGUUACAUCACUGUAAUUGUAUUACUCAUGAUAUUUCAAUGAUAAAACCAUGCCAAAAGAUUUUAUGGCAUGAUAGUUAAGUUGUAUUCCUGAUUUCUCAAAACAUAUUAUUUUUAAUUACUUUAUCCUGGAAUAGUUACAAGAAUAGAACUAAAUUUGUGACAGUUAUAAAAAACAAUGCUUAAAGUAUUUUGUAGUAUUAUUAAUAUGUAGUUACAUUCCAUAAUCUUAAGAUUUGUAUUUUAUUUACGUAUCAGUAUGUCAGCCAUUGAAAUGUUUUUAUCAUGCUCAAAAUUUCUUAUUUUAAUUCUAUAAUUUACAAAAAUGGAGGUAUGUUUUAAUUAAAUAACCCUUCUUAAUAAACAUGAAAGUUACGGUAUAUUUAAGUAAUUUUUUACAUUGAAUUCAUCAUUAUUUCCACUAGUAUUGCUUAACGACGGGAUGCAAACAAGAAUGUUUACUGAAUUCUUGUAUGUUUUAGUGUAGAGGUUAGUUAUAUCUUUUUAUUUCGUGAAUAACCUAUUUAUUUCCAAGAUGUGAUGGUCAUUUGACUGUUGCAACUCUAAAGAAACACGUACCUAAAUUCUUCAGUUUCCCAAAAAGAAAAAUAAGUCCAACCUGUCAGUAAGUGUCCAUACAUAACCUUUUUAUAGUUUUUAAGGUCUGUAAAAAUGACUUAACUUAUAGUGUAGUUAUUUGUCAUGACUUAAAGAAGCUUCAUUGUUAAAUAACAGUUUUGAGCCAUGGCUCACUGCUAUUUCAGUCAUAGUGACAUAUUAGCAAGCAAACUACUUCAACAGUGUAUUAUAUGAGAUUUCAUAAUACAGCAUAAAUCUGAAAGACAUUCACUCAGUGCUAGUAAGCAAAUUUACUUUUAUAGUAGUGUGGAAGCUAUUGUAAUUCAAAAAUGUUUUUGAUUAUUUUAAGGCAUAUUUUUUGAUAGUUGUUACUGAACAAUUUCUAUUCAAUGAUGUUUUGGCAGAAUCUUUAUAAUAGUGGAAUUUUUUAUUCGUGCAUUGUAACGUACCGUGGUGUUGCAGUAAAAUUAUAGUUUUCUCAAGUAUAUACAUAUCUGCACUUAGUAAAUAUUUCACAACACACUGUGUCUUGAGAAGUGUAAAUUGUAAUUUUUAUCCUAUUAUGUGUAAUUACAGUUGUGCAAUCCAAGAUGUUGCAAAGGUGAAUGUUUGUUUUUGGUACAUUAAUUAUUUUCAAUAGUUAGUUAAUCCUAUAGUGCUAAAUAUCAGUUUUUGGGCACUGAUUUUAUUGCUUUUUCUGCAUUUACGUAUUUCACAGUUUCAAACUUAAAUAGAAAUGUUGGACAUGUUAAGUGAAGUGUUUUUCUGAAAUUAACAUUAGCAUUAGUUCCACUACAGUGUACUUUUAAUCAGGGGUGCCCACAAGGGGGGCUAACGACGCAGACUGCGUCAUUA